AUGAAGAGCAAACAACGCAGCACAGUGGACAAGGUACUAACAAGUUUUUCGGACUAUAUGACACGGAACGAUGACACAGUAGAGCAGUGGGCUGCAAACUGUGAUAAUGAAGGUUGGAAUGAUUUGAUGAAGCAACAUUCACAUAAGGGACAGAAGGUAGCGGACGUCAUGAGAUGUAGACUUAUGAAUACUGCAUUGUGGUUUGCUAACAAGGAUGACGAGGAUGAUGAGGAGGUGAACAGGUUAAGAUGUGAAGUAGUGAAUGUUUUUGGGAAUAUCCUGAAAAGGAGGUAUUGUCCGCAACAGGGAGGCAGGAGACGAGGUAUAGAGUAUGCAUGGGAAAUAAUGCGACAAAUGGGGAACACAGAAUGGGGAGGAGUGGUACCACAGGGUCCAGUUACAAAGCACGAGUGUACAGAAUGUGGCUAUAAAGGUAGUUGGACGGACCCAGGCGUAGUCAAUGGAGAUAUGGCCACCUGGUUACUGCUGCAAUGGAGAGUCAUGGACAAAAUAACCCACAUGGAACGCACAAUGGAGUGUACUGCAGAUUGGAAGACAUAUCAAUUAGAGCAGGGGAAGGAUGGCAACCUUGCAGCUCCGGCUGCGGACGGGAAGAAAAAACUGGAGGACGUAAAAGAGGAGGCAAAAAAGAUAGCAGAAGACAUAGUUAAAAAGAUGCAUGAGAACGUGAAGAAGGUAUUAGAUGACUUAGGAAAUUGUAAGGAAUCGCGCGAUAAAGACUGCGUGCAGCAGCUAUUCGAGAAAGAAGUUCAAGAACCGGCAGGUAAGAAGACUAUUACGAAUAAGUGGCCCACUAGGAAUAUACAGCCUAACACGAAUACGAAUAGUACGGCCGCAGACCAGGAACACAAAGACCAGGAUAAAGGAAGCAGCACAUCAUCAGACACAGCAUCCGGAAAACCCGUGCAAGAAUCAGUAGGAACCACAGAUACAACACCCGCAGGAGGAGCAUCCGUGGGGAGGCAUGAUCCCACAACAUCAGAAACAACACCAACAACAGUAACACCUACACCAGCACCUCCUGCAGCACCGGCAGGAGGAGACAGUAGUGGAAAAGAUCAAUCCUCGGGAGGCACCAGUACAGACCAGGUUGCAGACAACAAAGGUAAGUGUACAAAGGGGCCUCAGGUAUUUAAGGAAACAAAUACAGGCAUGGGCAUCUUCGGUGCUACAUCGACUACCACUAUCUCCAUUGCAUCGGGUGCCGGAGCUGAUGAUGACUGUGACCAGCAGCCCACAGACACAGGAAAAGGUAGUGUCCUGAGUGAAUAUCCACAACAAAAACCAAAAAAAAAAAAACAACAACAAUUUCCGGAGAGAUAG
Plasmodium fragile is the source of this 1344-nucleotide messenger RNA. RefSeq lists its product as uncharacterized. Bases 1 to 1344 code for a protein of 447 amino acids. The transcript has 2 exons. The record is from RefSeq and is a predicted model, not a curated record. NCBI's taxonomy places the organism in Eukaryota, Apicomplexa, Aconoidasida, Haemosporida, Plasmodiidae.